Messenger RNA from Microdochium trichocladiopsis, 537 nucleotides. RefSeq lists its product as uncharacterized. The transcript is spliced from 2 exons. Lineage: Eukaryota; Fungi; Ascomycota; Sordariomycetes; Xylariales; Microdochiaceae. The annotation marks the transcript as partial. The record is from RefSeq and is a predicted model, not a curated record.
CCGCCACCCCCGGCACCGCCGGAGCCCGUGCAGCGCACCCAGCUGCCGUCAAAGCCUACACGGAACAAAGAGCCUCGCCCUUCUGUGUACCUCGCUUCACUCAAGGCUGUUGGCCCGGACUACUUCAAGCAAUCCGUCGAGACACCAGUUCGUGAACCUCCGGCCGGUCCCACGUGGUACUUCUUUCACGGCACCUUGACAAAUCCGCAAGUUCUCAAACACAUCCUCGAUCUUCAAGAGGAACCUGUUCUCAGGCCGGCCACCAUCAUCGGCUACGCACUCACAAAUUGGGGCCAGUACAAAGCUCUCAUAGACGGACCAGUGGAUGGCUUUGCAUACCCAGUCGCAACGAAGGAGGACGAGGCCAGGCUCGCGCGCUACGAGACCAGCGCGUACAGGGCCCACCGGUGCAUGAUCCAGUUCAAGGAUGACCAGGAGCCGCGAGAGUUUUGUGGAAACACAUUCAUGUAUGCUGGAGAUGCCAAAGCGCUGCAGGAGGGCAGGUUCGAUCGGACACUGUGGGAGCGGCCCAUGGGU